Molecule: messenger RNA, 3745 nt
Organism: Sclerotinia trifoliorum
Lineage: Eukaryota; Fungi; Ascomycota; Leotiomycetes; Helotiales; Sclerotiniaceae
Source: the annotation of a GenBank genome assembly
AAUAUUGAAGAUCCCUAUUGGAGUAGCAAUUUACUAUUCUUUGUAUAUCACGAUAGGAUAGGAUAAAACGAUAGAGAAGAACGGUGGUUUCUAUCUGCCACUUUUAUUUUGAUAUUCUUGAUUUCUGUCUGGUUUGUAGUUUCUGCUCUAUUUCCUCACCACUUCAUUCAUCGCAUCGUCAUCAAUAAUUGGGUCACCAAUGUUUUGAGCGUCUUUCUCGUCUUUUUUCCUUUCUUCCCCUCUUUCCCCCCUCCCCUCCACUCCCAUUCUUUUUCUAUGUAUAAUCGGUGAGUAAAGAGAAUCACGAUAGCAAAAUUCAUCAAGCUAAUCAACGUCAUGAUAGUUUUUGAUUUUCCCAUGUUCAUUAUACCCUACUUUUCUCCCAAAGCGAAUCAAAAUCAAACUCUUUUUCCUAAAUUAUAGAAUAUUUAAAGCACCAAUCAACAUCGUCAGGUAAUAGUUGAAGAGUACUCGAGUAGAGCUUCGACUCCUCCAUUUAUUAGGUUAUCCAGUGUGGUUUCAUGGAUAAUCGAUAAUGGCUUCAACACCCAUCAAUUCAAGGACCUUCGCUGCGAACACAAGUCUCGGCUUGAAAGCUAGUCCUUCUCCAUUUCCACGAACCCCGCGAUCCUCGAAUAAGAACCGAAAUCCCUACGAGUUAGGAUUAUCGUUGAAGAAAAUAAUUGGAACUACAGUAUCCUCUCCACCAUGCUUUGAUUGUCUUCCUACAUCUCGGAUAUUUGCCUAUACAGCUGGAGCCGCAGUAGUCGUGGUUGACAUUGAUGAUGAGGGAAGACACUCACAACGUUUCUACCGGGCUUCCCCAACUGCAGUUGCCGCCAAUGCAGGUAAUGCAGGUUUGGGUGGACCCUCAACGCCAGCCAGCAAUGCCAACGAUGGCAAAAACGGAAAAGCAUUUCGAGAUGCUGCAAUUCCAUAUGCACCAUCCACCGCACAUACGAGUUUAGAAUCAGGUGACUCUUCAUCAAAGACAUGGUCGAGCAGGGAAAGAAUAAAAGCGGCUACUUGUGUAUCUUUGAGUUCAGAUGGCCGCUUCUUAGCUGUGGGCGAGGUAAGCAGGUCUGCAUAGAGGUAUGUAUAAUGGCUGAUGAAGACACAGACAGGGUACGCUCCUAGAGUUCUUAUAUUCUCUUUGCAGGACAGUUCUUCAGAUACACCUCUUGCCAUCCUCACCGAGCAUACCUUUGGCGUAGCCGCUAUAUCUUUCAGUCCAGAUGGUAAAUAUUUGGCCAGCUUAGGUAAUGUAAAUGAUGGGUUUCUCCACGUAUGGUCCAUCAAUCAAAAAGCUGGAACUGUAAAACUACAUUCAAGCAACAAAUGUACUAGUUUCAUCAAGCAAAUGCUAUGGCUUGGAGGAAAUGUAGUUACGGUGGGGACUCGUCAUAUAAAAGUUUGGAGGGUUGAAGAUGGUCGAUGUCCCUCACCAAAACAAAAAUUCGCCCUCGACGGCACACCCUUACCAGUGCCGGUACAGCCAGCACUUAAAACUCUUACCGGCCGGAAUUGUUUACUUGGACCACUAGUAGAUGCGACCUUCACCUGUGUGGCUUCUUUCUCUGACCACAGGGCGAUUGUCUGUUCAGAAAAAGGAGACGUUUGCCUCCUGGACAGCACGGAAGGCCAAAAGCUGAUAAAAGUUUUGAGCACCGGAUUUCCCGUCACAUGUGUUGCUAUCGAAAUGGAAACGCGACAAGUAAGGAUAGGAGGCCGUAACGGUAAAGUCAAAACGGCAUCUUUAGACACCCUCCUGGCUCCCAGCACUCCUCCAUUAUCACCCAUUUCGAUAGAUGGAUCUAAUGAUGAAGUUGACGCUGGCCAUCUGUGUGCUAUGGGAUACGCCGGAGGUAAUUUUGUUACGGUUGAUUCUAGGCAUACGAUUGAGAUCUGGGGCAAAUACGACGAUGAUGCGGACCAUGGGUUUCAAAAUACACUCCAACCUGCGCAUGGCGAUGCGGUAAUGGGUGUCCAACUCUUACCCGAAAACAACCAAAUGGGCGCUUCAUUUUUCACUUGGUCUGUUAAUGGCAGCCUAGCCUACUGGGACUUGCAUGGAAACAGCAAAGGGUCGAUUACAAUUGGCAUUGAUCAAUUAUCCAUGGAUGAAGAGGCUUCCAAUUUAUGCCAGGUCGUAAGAGUAUCGAAGGAAGCUUCAUUCUUGGUUUCCGGAGACAAAUACGGAAUAUUGAAGAUCCUAAACCCAUCUACUGGUGCAUGUACUUUUGAGACUCGUGCUCACUCGACCGAGAUCCAAGAUAUCGCUAUCUACGAGGAUGAUACAUCAACCAUGGUAGCUUCCUCUAGUCGGGACCGCACCAUUCAAUUAUUUCGUCGAGUGUUCAAUAAGUGGGAGUUAGUACAAACCUUAGACGAACACACUGCUGGCGUAUGUGGGUUAUUCUUCGCCGAAAAUGGCGAGAAGCUCAUAUCUUGUGGUAUGGACAGGACAAUUCAUAUCAGGCAAAUUGUAAAAAAAGAAGCAGCAGGAGGCGAUGUGCUGGCUGCUGUACCAGUCCGUAUCAUUACCUUGAAAGCUGCUCCUGUUUCGAUGACGCCUUGUCUCGGUGCUCAAGUAGGUAAUCUUGUGGUGUCUCUAUUGGAUCGUACUGUGGCUACCUAUGAGAUAGCUAGUGGCCGUCUUGUAAACUCAUUUCGGGCCACGGACUAUGAUGGAGCAGACGCCGUUGCUCUAGACUCUCUUGCCAUGGGUACACCUGGUACCCUCUGUGGACGAUCUAGUACGAUUCUUGCAGGUGUCUCCACUACCGACAAGUCUGUUCGUAUUUAUGACUGGAGUACUGGAUCUUUCCUAGACCGAGAGUGGGGUCAUAGUACUUCUGUGUCAGGCGUAGCGCUCCUAGAGAACAGCAAUUCAUCAUCUAGAAUAUUAAUAAGCACAGGUCUAGAUGGCACAAUUAUGAUGUGGGACAUUGCUUCCAACACGAUGGAUCUUCAUCCCUAUCCUCAAGCCGAAUCAAAUGAUGGCACUCGUGAUGAAACACCACCAAAGGAAUCAACAACGUCACGACAACCAUUGAGGAAAGUCUUGCCGAAAGCUGAGCUUGCCGAGUUUCAGCGGGCAUCACCAACGACUGCACUUGCUGGACGGUCUUCACCCCCUAGAGUAGUCCGACGUAAGACUUCGAAGCACAGUUUAACAAAUCAGAAUCCCACCUUAUCAAUUCCACCUGUACCGGCUAUGUCAUCUAAACAUUUUGCAUCCGCUUCAGACGAUUCAGGUCGUAAAACUUCUCCAAGAAACAGAUCUCGCAGUCCAAGCAGUCCUCAAACGAGAGAGGUAAGGCGUCCAUCGACUGCAUCUGUGGAUGUACGCGGUCGCGGCAAAACUUCUAGCAGUGGCAUAAGUGAAUUUGGAUCACUUAGCAUGGCGACGGAGCAAGCUUGUCGAACACUUCGAGCGUACCGGAAAAAGCUCUUAUCUACCGAAACUUUCGAUGACGAAAGCCUAAAGGAGUUAGACCAAGAAUUACGGCUCACUUCGGUAGCACUAGGCGACAAGAGUCAAAAUUCCAAAUCCAUUAGUGAGACAGUUCUAGCAGGACUACUUGACCAAUACUCCGACAGACUCGUUUCCAUGUUCGAUGAGAAGUUGAGAUUGAGCCAACUAGGGGCGGGCAGAAUGGUUGGAUCUCCCACUGAGAUGGUCGAACGCCCAAGGACGGCUGAUAGAUCCAGCGAAGAUGGAGAGUUCCUUGACUGUCAUUGA